AUAAAAAUUUCAAAAUAAAACGUAUUUAUCGUGUUUUUAAUCGAAUAAUAAUUAAAAAUCGUAUUAAUAUUACGUCAAAAACACUAUUUUCGUCAUAAAAGAUCAAUUUUAUUUAGUUGUUGAUAAAUUCUGUGAUUUAUAAUUUAAAUAACAUAACCUUCAAAAAGGUAUUUGAACAAUGUAUUUUUGUGCGUAAUUUUAAAGACUUCUGUCGCAAAGAAACGACUUGUAAUUAAAGGAACUGAUUAAAAAGUACUCACAAGAUGAGUGUGCGUAUAUUUACCGGUCGUUCAUACACUAGAAUUAGAUCUUUUUGCAGAAAUAGUUCUAGUACCGCAAGUAAACCGUAUAGAAAGCCGUUGUAUAAGCGGGAUGAAGCGAAAAAGUUACGUUUUUAUAUAGCGGAUCGAUAUGUAACUUUAUUAACCAAAUAUGAAACAAUGUUGGAGAAACGAUUUCCGAGUGCCAUGAGAGUUUAUAGACGAUUCAUGGACGGGAUUAAAGACUUUUAUUAUGACACAAAAGAGUACUUGAGGAUUGUGCGUUACUUAAACUUUAAGGAUAAAGGUUUAAAAGAUUUAAGUCGACAAGAAAUCGAGUUGUACCAAAAAAUUCCAAAAGAUAUGAUCAAAAUUGCGCCGUUUUUAAUGGUUUCGAUCUUACCUUUUGCUAAUUACGUCGUUUUUCCUAUUGCGUAUUUAUUUCCAAGGCAAGUGCUUUGCUCGCAUUUUUGGAACAUCCAACAACGGAAUGAAUUUGGAAUUAUGGAAAUCCACAAAAGAUUAUUACACAAUCGACCAGUAUUUAGACAUUUACAAGCGGCUGUGCCUUGCUUGGAAAAUCACGAAUUAAAGGAUAAAUGGAAGGGUAUUUUAGCAUCAUUAGGAAGUGGUUCGCAUCCGAAUCCAACUGAAAUUUUAGCUUGUAAAAAUUUGUUUAUGGAAAAACCGUUUCAUAUAUUUUAUUUAAAUAGAAGUCAUGUUAAACAUUUACUUCAAAUGCAUAAUAUGCAUCGAAUGUGGUUUAGGAAAUCGAGGCUCUCUGAAAGGGCGAUAAUUUUACAAGCUUUGGAUCGAGCGAUAGUGAGAGAGGGGGGUGUUAUGAAAUUAUCAACGGAUGCUUUAAGAUAUUCUUGUGUGUUGAGAGGUUUAAAUCCCAUGAAUUUAAGCAAUCAAGAAAUGCAAACAUGGUUAUCAAAUUGGAUAUGGAUUUCGAAUCAUGUUGAUAAAAAUUCAUUGUCUUUAUUGUUGCAUUGCCCCAUUUUAUUGGGUUAUAAUCAUCCAAAUAAUUGGAGACUUAUUUACGCAAAGAAAUGACAAUUAACUUCGGAAACCUUGUAUUAUUUAUAAGGUUAAGUUUUUUUAAUUAUUAUUUAAUUCUUAUAUAUUUAUGGAAAGUUCCUUGUUGAGUUCAUUUCACCUUGUUGAUUAUAUUAAAAAUAAUAAACAUAUUUCAAAAACUA
Molecule: messenger RNA, 1462 nt
Organism: Onthophagus taurus
Lineage: Eukaryota; Metazoa; Arthropoda; Insecta; Coleoptera; Scarabaeidae
Product: LETM1 domain-containing protein 1
Biological process (GO): intracellular monoatomic cation homeostasis
Cellular component (GO): mitochondrial inner membrane
Molecular function (GO): ribosome binding
Source: RefSeq, a predicted model, not a curated record